CGGGGAUCGGCCAGCCCUGCGGGUGGGCCCAGCAGGCGCUGCGUCCCGGCGCGUUGGCAGUUGGCGACCCCCCUCGACUCCCCCUCUGCCGCGGGCUCCCUGUGGCCUUUGGAGGCUCGGCGAGUCGGCUCCAAAUGUUUUCCAUAUUUGUUCAGCCUCCGUAAUUCGAAUACCAGGGCAGGCUCAGCCCGCCCAGCGCCGCGCUCCGGGGCCCAGCGCGCCGCACACGCACCCACCCACCCACGCAGCGGCCAUGGGCAAGGACAAGCAGCCCCGCGGCCAGCACAGGCAGGGGGGGCCAGCCGCGGACGCCGCCGGGCCAGACGACAUGGGGCCGAAGACGGGCAAAGGGGCCCCCAAGGAGCGCGGGGAGGAGGAGGCCCGGACGUGCUGCGGCUGCCGGUUCCCGCUGCUGCUCGCGCUGCUGCAGCUGGCCCUGGGCAUCGCCGUGACCGUGGUGGGCUUUCUCAUGGCGAGCAUCAGCUCCUCCCUGCUAGUCAGAGACACUCCAUUUUGGGCUGGGAUCAUUGUCUGCUUAGUGGCCUAUCUUGGUUUGUUUAUGCUUUGUGUAUCAUAUCAAGUUGACGAACGGACAUGUAUCCAGUUUGCUAUGAAACUGUUGUACUUUCUGCUGAGCGCCGUGGGCUUGACGGUCUGCGUGCUGGCCGUGGCCUUUGCUGCGCACCACUACUCGCAGCUCACCCAGUUUUCCUGCGGAACGGCUCUGGACGCCUGCCACUGCAAGCUGCCCUCCGUGGAGCCCCUCAGCAGGACCUUUGUGUACAGGGAUGUGACAGAUUGUACCAGCAUCACGGGCACUUUCAAACUGUUCUUACUCAUCCAGAUGAUUCUUAACUUGGUCUGCGGCCUCGUGUGCUUGCUGGCCUGCUUUGUGAUGUGGAAACACAGGUACCAGGUUUUUUAUGUGGGUGUAAGAAUGUGCUCCCUCAUGGCUUCCGAAGGUCAGCAGCAAAAGGCCUAACGUUCUUGCUCACAGGUGCGAGAGGAAGCAGCCCACUGACUAGCUGAGGUCAAAAAAGAGAAAGAGGAGGAAGAAAGAAAGAGAAAAAAAAAACAAACCCAAAACCAAACACCAACUUUUGACAGUAACUAAUAGUCACUGUUCUAAAUGAAUGUUUUUGUAUUUUUCACGAAAUAAAAACAUCUUUUCAGGUUUCUAUAGUAUUUUUAAAAACUCUUAGAAAAUAAGAUCCAAACUGACUUUGGGACAUUCAAAGAACUCAGAACAGAGAAAGAACGGCACACAUCGCUCCUUGCCGUCUGGUGUUUAUUCCUCAUAUAGAUUUCCCCCGCUUUCUGAAAAUGGAGCAUUCCCAUGAAAACUUUAGUAAACCGAAAUGGUGUAAAGUGAAGAAGCUAUUUCCUAGAAGCAGAAAUCUUCAGCUUUCUUUCGGUUAGCGAAAACUUGUACUCAUGUAGCUAUUUUCCGAGAGUGGGGAAACCUGUCCUCAUUUUAUUCAUCAUUUGUAUAAUCUUCUUUCCUGGGAGUUCAGUUUAUAGUGUGGAUUGGCAUUUUAGGCCCACUUGCUAAAUUUUGCCGUCUUUUCUAGAACUUCCCACCUUCCCCCAUUAUCUCCACUAAGUCUUGGAGAAAGGCAGGGGGUUGGAGGAGAGCUGAACGGCCAGGUUGAGUUUCUCUAUUUUCCCUGGUAGAGAUGUCUUCAAGGCAUGAAACAGCUUGAAGGAGCAGAGUAGAAAAGGAAGAGACUUUGCAAAGGCUAAAUAAUUACAAACACCUGGGCUGGGGCCGAGGCCUUUUUCUCCGCAGCCCCCUUAGUUCGGCUCUGCAAGUGGGUCCCUUACUAAAUGCUUUGGAUGAUUGUCUGCUUCUCAAUAAUUGAAAGUUGGUGGUAGUUGUAUUCUUAAUGACGUAGAAGGCUCAAAAAUAAUUACAUUAUGCUUCUAUUCUAUCAUCUAAAACAAAUCAUUAAAACUAACUUCUGCCUAAUUGUUAAUUAUAAUUACGCUCCGAAGCCUACUUAAUGAGCCCUGGCUGUACUUACGUAGCACCAUCAGAGAAAUUACUCUCACAAGAGAGGAGGCUUAAAGAUUCUUUCUUCUGAAAGCCAAGCUUUACAAGGGAGAAGAGAAAUUUUUUUUUAUUAAUAGCUCAGGUUAAAAAUAGUCAUUUCAACAAAAACAAGAGCAUUUGUAAUGGGCAAUGUUUGUACAAACAGCACAUUUGUGAUAUGUUGUGAAGUAUCUCUCUUGGCAGCUAGGUCCUUUUGAGGAAGAUUGGGAAUGCCGAUGUGUUCCAUUCAUAAAAGUGUAUCUGAUAGGUAAUCCUGUUGUUGACUUGUGUCCACAGUCCACCUAGAGACUUCAACUCCUGUUCUGAAGUCCUGAUUUGAGCAUCUGCCUGUUGACUUGGAAGGUAGUUUUUAUUUUAAGUUACCGCAACUUAAAAAAAAAAAAAGCACAAGCACCCUAUGGUGGGAAUCUUUUCUCUCUUACCAAGUUCUGCACAAUAUCCAUGUUUUAAGGAGGGAGCUCAGAAUGCAAAUUCAUGCAGCAUAAAUGUUAUCUAGAUCUUUCUCUACUAGCAUGCUCUAUUGAAAUCAGAGAUUCAAGAUAAUAAUGGAGAUGAAUUUGCCUCUCCACAUUGCCUAUUGAUAGACUCCGCUAGUCAUGAAAUUCAAGCCUAAAAGAAAAGCGUUUUCUUGUUUGCCUUAGAAGAUAGUCGAACAAUCCCAUUGAUUGCGACAGUAGUGUCAAUUUCUACACAAUAUAAAUAUCCAAGUAAAAAGAAAAACAUUAAGUCAGUUAGUUGGAGGAUUGUAAAUAGCUUUUAUGUCCUCCAGAUAAAACACCUGAUUAACAGAUGUGAAAACCUUUUUUAUGUAUUGACUUGCUUUAAAAAGGGCCUUCCUACACACAAGCUCAGGCCAAGAAUUCACAUUGGAGGGAUUAGUGGAAAAGACUCUGGGGCAGAGGUUUGAUCACACACAGAAACUACAGCGAGAGAACGCCAGCAUCCUGAUGAUGACCUGAAGAAUGCUCUGUGCGCUGUUUAAAAAAAUAAUACCGAUAACUGAGUCCAUUCUGAUUUGGACAGUUUCCUACGUAGAGAAGAAGAUGGCCACGAAUCUGAAAUAUUGUAGCUGUUCUGUAAAGAGUGAGAAGCUCAUGAUUUCAUGCUAAUUGCUGUGAAUCAGGCACCACUGGAAGCACACCCUGACUUCCUUCAACAACUUUUUAUAGCGAACACUACUGGUUUUAUAUUAGAAAAAUUAAAAUUCUACACAUCACCAAGGUGCUCAAUGCUUUACAAAUGAUUCACAGGGUAUUUCAAAUGGUAGAAUAACUUUAGCUUAUGUGCUUUCUUUUUCCAAAUGAUGCCACCAGGCAGGACUUACGUAAGUUUGAUAAUAAUCAGGAGAUAUAUACACAUAUACAUUACACACACACACACACACACACACACA
This is a messenger RNA of Ailuropoda melanoleuca (giant panda), 3446 nucleotides long. It is a transcript of the gene SSPN, whose product is annotated as sarcospan. Gene Ontology annotation, cellular component: dystrophin-associated glycoprotein complex; sarcolemma. Bases 254 to 982 code for a protein of 242 amino acids. The record is from RefSeq and is a predicted model, not a curated record. Lineage: Eukaryota; Metazoa; Chordata; Mammalia; Carnivora; Ursidae. The transcript is spliced from 3 exons.